Messenger RNA from Phragmites australis (common reed), 1386 nucleotides. Its product is annotated as auxin-responsive protein IAA30-like. Gene Ontology annotation, molecular function: protein binding. Gene Ontology annotation, biological process: regulation of DNA-templated transcription. The coding region runs from base 116 to 895 and encodes 259 amino acids. The transcript has 5 exons. The record is from RefSeq and is a predicted model, not a curated record. NCBI's taxonomy places the organism in Eukaryota, Viridiplantae, Streptophyta, Magnoliopsida, Poales, Poaceae. Gene Ontology annotation, cellular component: nucleus.
AGCCUUUACAUGGCAAACCUCAAAGCAACCAAACGACCAAGAAGCCGAGCAAGCAGAGGAAGCAAGGAGGAGGAGGUAGCUUGCCUUGGAGAGGAGAGGCGAAGUGGCUGCAGCAAUGGCGACGGACCUGGGGUUCGAGGAGACCGAGCUCCGGCUCGGCCUGCCCGGCGGCGGGGGAGAGGGCGAGGCGAGGAGCUCCUCCGGCAAGAGGGGUUUCGCCGAGACCAUCGACCUCAAGCUGAAGCUGGAGCCGGCCGUCGUGAAGGAGGAGGAGGUGGCCGCCGAGGAGGGCGCGGCCGCGGCGACGGAGGAGUCGCCGGCACCCGGGAAGAUGAAGAGGUCGCCCAGCCAGAGCAGCGUCGUCACCGCCGCCGCGGCGCAGCCCGACCCCGCCGAGAAGCCGCGCGCGCCCAAGGCGCAGGUGGUUGGAUGGCCGCCGGUGCGGUCGUUCCGGAAGAACAUCAUGUCCGUGCAGGCCGAGAAGGGCGCCGGCAGCAAGGACGUCGACGGCGACAAGUCGUCGUCGGCCGGUGGCGGCGCCGCGUUCGUGAAGGUGAGCAUGGACGGCGCGCCGUACCUGCGCAAGGUGGACCUCAACACGUACAAGAGCUACCAGGAGCUGUCCAAGGCGCUCGAGAAGAUGUUCAGCUCCUUCACCAUUGGAAGCUGUGGGUCUCAAGGGAUGAACGGCAUGAAUGAGAGCAAGCUGGUGGACCUUCUGAACGGCUCCGAGUACGUGCCGACCUACGAGGACAAGGACGGCGACUGGAUGCUCGUCGGCGAUGUCCCAUGGGAGAUGUUUGUCGAGUCGUGCAAGCGCCUUCGGAUCAUGAAAGGAUCAGAAGCCAUUGGCCUCGCACCAAGGGCCAUGGAGAAAUGCAAGAACAGAAGCUGAUGAGAAGAACUAUGGACACAUGCAUCUGAGCAACAUGGGUCUCAUCAGAUGCAUGCAAGACCCAGUCCAGUCUCUAUAGCUUUGCAGCUUUGCUCGUCUCUGUAUCAUACUACUCCCUGUUCUCCAAGCCUGUACCUCCUGAUCAGUGAAGUCAUUUUGGUGUGUCUGAGUCAGCUGUUCUAUCGUCUGUUCCAGUGAGUCAGUGAAGUCAGUCCAGUGUUCAAGUCUCAUCUUGUCAUAUACUACAAAAGAGAGAAGCCAUGGACAUGUACCUGUCCCAUAACAAUGUCUUUUUGCUCUGCCUGUUCUUUUUUUACUCUUCGUGGCACAAAAUGCAAAGGCACCCUGCUCCUAAUCAAGGGGCCUUGGUGCAUUUUGUCCAUCAAAAAGUUGUUUAAUUAUUACCAUGGUGUCUCAAUGGAACAAAUAAUUAAGAUAAUUGCAAGGUGUUAAACUGUAUUGUAUAUAUAAGCCUAUCUUUUAUUUAUUUA